Didymella exigua CBS 183.55 is the source of this 585-nucleotide messenger RNA. RefSeq lists its product as uncharacterized. Bases 1 to 585 code for a protein of 194 amino acids. The transcript has a single exon. The record is from RefSeq and is a predicted model, not a curated record. Lineage: Eukaryota; Fungi; Ascomycota; Dothideomycetes; Pleosporales; Didymellaceae.
AUGCGCGCCAUCAACUCUUCAGCGCUGACACUUUUGAGCAUUCUGUCUACCGCCACAGCUUUACCUACUAUUGACCUCAUAACCCGGCAAGCCAAGGCCUGCUUCGUGGUCGGCAACACAGCUCUUCCUGCCGAAGUCUCAGACACUGUAACUGCCAUCCAGAGCGCCGUUACUUGCGACAACUCGGCAACAACCAUCUCCAACGUACCAGAUGUCUCAUCAGGCAGUGCGACAUUCUCCAAGAUCGACUUCUCUAAGUCGUCGCAGACGCCUCUGGAGUUCGCACUACAGCAGUUCGCAACCACAGAUCCUCUUGCAGACGCGGACCUUAAGACCUUCCAGGAUAAUCUAAACGUCUAUCUCGCUACUGAAGCAGGGAUUAGGAGUGUAGGCGGCAGUUUGGCGAUCAAGGUUCCGAAGUUCUUUUUGCAGAUGCAGGUCUCGAGGAUCCAGACUGCACAAGGAAACCCAUCGGCUGCAGCAGGGCAGCAGGUUGAUCAUCUGAGGGAUAAGGUCACGAAAAACGCGGCGGGCGAGAGCCAGGCGUUGUUGGAUCAGGUCACCGCACUUGCUGCACAGCUAUAG